AUGCGCUGGAAUCGGUUUUCGACAUGGCUUCGCUUUGACUUCGGGGCCUCUGCAGAAGGCGAACCAGCCUUGCGUUUGUUAUUGGCGGGCACAGGCGAUGCUGCGGGAAGGGUGUGGGAAGAGUCGCUGGUGGAACCCUUGCGCUCGGACGCAGCAGAUUUGGACUCUUUUUCUGACUCGGAAUCGGAGCUGUCAGAAGAGCUCGAAUCGCUGUCGGAUGAGCUUGAGGAGCUGUCGGAGGAAGGCGUGGCUGCUUUCUUUCCACUCUUCUUAGCCUUUGUCUUGGUCGACUUUGCGUCGGCUUCGCUUUCGGAGUCGCUGGAAUCGCUGGAGUCGCUGGAGUCGCUGGAGUCGCUGGAGUCGCUGGAGUCGCUGGAGUCCGAAGUGCUAGAAGCAGCUGAAGAUGAUACUGAAGCAGCC
Molecule: messenger RNA, 420 nt
Organism: Bipolaris zeicola 26-R-13
Lineage: Eukaryota; Fungi; Ascomycota; Dothideomycetes; Pleosporales; Pleosporaceae
Exons: 1
Source: RefSeq, a predicted model, not a curated record